AUGGGGAAACUUAAAUCUACGGUGCCUGGGCCUUAUAAAAUUAGUAGCAUAGCUGCCCAUGUACCUGAUCUAGUUGUAUAUGCAGAUCUCUCUCGGGAAAUACCAUACGUUGAAAACUUUCACGGGGUCCUUCUAUUCGUCGAUAUUUCAGGAUUCACAGCCCUGACUGAAAAAUUCAGUAUAAGCAGCAAAAAAGGCUAUGGAGCAGAUCAGCUAACCAGGACACUUAACAAAUACAUUGGUGAUAUAGUACAUUAUAUUCUAACAUCAGGAGGAGACAUCUUGAACUACGCAGGAGAUGCUAUUUUGGCCCUUUGGAGAGUGGAGAGGAUCCAAUUGAGCAAUAUGAUCUCUUUAGCUGUGAAAUGUAGUCUCAAUAUUCAGAAUAAUUGCGACAACAGAGAAACUGAAGUGGGAGUCAAACUUAGGGUGAAAAUAGGCAUAUCUGCAGGGAAAAUUUUCAAAGUGGUAAUGGGAGAUAAAGAUUCAAAGUAUUUUGUUGUAAUUGGCCAUGCUGUGGACGAAGUUCGUCUUGCUGAAGGUUUGGCUGUUGCUCAUUCAAUUAUACUCUCACCUAAUGCUUGGGAAAUGUGCGACAGAGAUACUAUAGCAACUGACCCCAUAGAAAAUGAAAGAGCUGUUAAGGUAAGAUACUUGAAGAGAGAAUCGUUAUUUUCAGUUGAGACAUAUUUGGAGUCACUUGGAACGCCUCUACAGCACGAACCUAGUAAAAAUGUUUCUGUGAGGAAGACUUCAGGAUUACUGCCAGAUUCUGAACUUGAGAAAAAUCUACGAGAAUUUGUUAUGCAAACUGUUUUGCAAAAGAUUGAUGAUGACCAGCCUCUGGAGUACUUGUCAGAAAUGAGACCAGUGACUAUUGUAUUUGUUAACCUCCAAUUCAAGACGGGUACAACUGAAACAGAGCUUUGCUUGAUAAUGCAGAAUGCUGCCCUUGGAAUAGGCCAGUUGAUAAGGAAACAUCAAGGACGAAUCAAUAAAGUAUUCAUGUUUGACAAAGGUUGCACAUUCCUGUGUGUUUUUGGCCUCCCUGGGGACAAACGAGAGGACGAAUGUGCAUAUGCCUUGCUGUGUGCAUUUAAUAUCCAUGCAUAUUGCUCUAAGGAACUUAAAGUAAGUACCACUUCUGUUGGUGUUACAAGUGGCCCUGUGUUCUGUGGAGUUGUUGGACAUCCUGUGCGUCAUGAGUAUACAGUUAUUGGCCGAAAGGUAAACAUGGCAGCCCGCUUAAUGAUGUACUAUCCUGGAGUGGUUUCUUGUGACAAAGAGACAUGUGUCCAUUCAAAGCUGCCGUCGUUCUACUUUAAUGAAUUACCAAAAAGACAGAUGAAAGGUGUGCAGAAUCCAGGAACAAUUUAUCAGUACCUAGCCAGGAAACAGAAAACAGUUGGAAAAGCACGGAUGUCAAUGGAAAGAGUUGAAGGUUUUCACCUUUUAGGACGAGACAAAGAAAUUGAUGUUUUUAACAGUGCAUUGAAGCAGUUUUUGGAAUGCAGAAGCUCAGGUUCAAGAAACUAUAGAAAUGUUAUUAUGUACGAGGGAGAUGUUGGUUUUGGAAAAAGCAGUAUGUUGGCUGAAAUUGUCUACCGAGCAGCAAAAGAAGGAGUGAGGGUUAUUGCAUUUGAGAUCGCAAAGUCAGACAUUAAGCAGCAAUUCUAUACAGUACAAACCCUACUGGCAAUUUUACUGUCUGUGCAGAACUGUAAGAGUUAUGCUGAACGUGAGAGGUUAUUGCUUAGCAAGAUUACAGACCAAAAACAGCAAGAGAAUCUGUGCCUCUUAAAUGAUCUUCUUCUUGUUAAGUUUCCAGUUUCCAAAAAAGUGUCUCUUUUGGACAAUAAAACUAAAAUACAGGAAAUGAAGACUUUCUUUAUUGACUUAUGCAAGAAUGCACUUGAAGUUGAGGCAUGCUUAUUUGUUUUUGAUCAAGCACACUACAUUGACUUUUCGUCAUGGGAGCUUAUUAUAGAAUUGUGUGAGAAAACAUCAGUUUUUAUGAUUAUGGCACUCUGCCCCUUUAACCUUCAGAAUCCACCCUUUCCAGCUGCUGCCAAAGUGAUGAAAAAUCCCAAUACAUUGUAUGUGAAGCUGUCAGGACUGGAGCCAUCUGUAAUAGCACAGUUAGCUUGCCAAAUAUUGGGAGUUGUUAGAAUUCCUAGGGAGAUGGAACUAUUGUUGGUGGAACGAAGUCAUGGUGUGCCCUAUUAUUGUGAAGAGUUAUUAAAGAGCCUUUAUUUAAGCAAGAUGAUAGUGUUGGAACAACUAGAUGAAGAAGAUGAAGAAGAUUUUGAUAUUCUGUUUCCUGAACCAAAAAUAGUCAUUGAAAACCCCAAAGCAAGUCAAAGCUGCAAACCGGAAGAUGGGAAGCAAUGCAGUUCUAAAACAGAGCCACUAAGGACUCGUAUGAUCAAAUCACUGGAUAUGUCUUCAUUAGAGGAUCAGAAAUAUGUGUGCUUCAUUGGAGAAGCAGUGACAUUGCAUGAAAUCCAAAUUCCACUCACACUAAAAGGUAUGGCUUUGGCCCAGCUUGAUCAUAUGCAACCUGCAGAGCAAAUGAUAGUAAAGUUUGCUUCCAUAAUUGGGUACACUUUUACCACCCAGAUGCUGCAAUAUAUCCUGAUAGAGGGAACGGACCAAAAGUUAAAUCAGUCACUGGAUUCGCUCUUCGAAUCUCAUACUUUUGAAUGUGCCUCCAGACGUAAAGAAACUUGGCAUCCCUUUACAAUGGAGAAAAAACAUGAAAACACCCUGCAGUGCUUCUGUGCAACAGCUCAACAGAGCAUAAACCCAGAUAAUAUUGAGUCAGAAGUAACUGACAAGGCAACAAGUAAAAAUCAAACAGCCUGGAAGUGCAAGAUUAUGAGAUUCUGCUCAUCCCUUGUAAUGGAAACUGCCUAUGAGUUGUGGCUUAAGGAUCAAAGGAAGGCUAUUCAUUUGAAGUGUGUCACAUAUCUUCUGAACCAGGCUUGUCGGUGCCGCACGUGUGGUGGGGAUGAAUUUAUUUUAGGACAUAGUGCUGCUAUUGGUAUGAAAGUCCUAGAGAAUAACUCUGAUACUGUAAACAACCAACUGGAAAGUGUUGCAGAUAUAUUCGGAAGUUCAUCAAGUUCUUAUGGAAAAUCCAGAACUGGACUCAACAAAGUUGCCCCUAUUGAUAGUAGCCGUUUUGAAGGCAGCUUCCUGGUAAAACUAAAUGACAUUUUGGUAGGGAGUGAAGAAGUUGCUCAGACCUGUAGAAAGUGUAAAUGCGCAGAUAUUGUGGAAUGUGUUUUAUGUCCCAUGGUCCGACAUUGUAUGGGGGUGGGCGAUGUACCAAAGACUUUCUACUUCCUGCUCGAAACUGCUGCUGCUGCUACAAUUCUAUCCAAUAACUUAAAGGCCUUGUCAUAUCUAAAUGAAGCGACAAUCAUUCUGGAUUUGUUAAGAGCUGGGAAACCUCCAUUUGAAACAGCUGAGUCAAAGGGCAAAGUAAAAAUCAGGUGCUUUGAGAAGGCAUGUGCAUAUCGCCUUAAAGGAGAGGUUCUGUUUAACACAGGCCAAAUAAAAGAAUCCCAAGAUAUGUUUAGAAUGGCUUUGAAGCUGCUUAAAAGAAGACUUCCAAUGAAUGUAAUUGAAGUGUUGGUUAAAUACAUGGUUGAGAAAGCAAAAUCUGUGUUGCUCCAUUUUCUCUGCCCUUUUUAUUACAGGGAGAAAAGAUUAGCAUUUUUGCAUCAACAGAUCUGUUGUCUGUCCUACAUGUGGCAAAUAUACUGCAUGAACAGAUCACCAGGGUACAAAAGGACCUCCUCCCUUGUUAUUCUAAUGGAACUGAACACCGCAAAACUCUGUUUGGAUCAGAAUAAGAUUCUUUCUGCGCACAUUGAUUCUUUCCAUUACUGUCAGAUCAUGGGGUUAGUAGAUGAAUGCAAACGAUAUGAAGAAUUUCUAAUUAAAACAUGUGCUGAACUUCCACAUACUGCAGAAAGAUUAAUGAUGGUUGGUAACUUUGCGCAUACACUAUCCACUGUCAGACUGUGCUCUGGAAAGCUAGACGAAUCCAUUCAAUACGGUUACCUGGCUCAUAAGUUUGCAGAGUUGCUGAACAAGCCGAGUUUUGAUGUCAUUGCUAUUUCAUUGAUGCAUAUACCACUGUUGCUCACUCACAGGUAUGCUGAUUGUGUUGAACUGCUGUGUAUUCUAGAAUAUCUUGUAAAUACCCUUCAGAAUAGCAUUGGAAAAGGCUGGUUCUAUGCAGCGUGCUUCGACAUUCUUCUUGAAGGAGGGUUUGCUUUGAAACAAUUUGAUGAAUGUUUGAGCUUUGUUGAAGAGGCCCAAUCUGACCCAAUUAUCAUGGCAGAGAAGAGCUUAAUGCUGAACCUAUAUGCAUCAUUAGCACUUUGGUUUGCAAGGCUUAAUGAAUGGGAUCAAUCACGUUACUUUUUUGUGAAAGCUCUAAGAAUCGUGGAUCAGGCUCCAUCAUCUGUUUACUCUAUUAAUGGACAUGUCAAGUUUUUAGAGUGUUUUGUUCUGGUGUUCAGGAAGGCUUUGGUUGACAAGAACAACCACACUGUGGAGAUUUACAAUAGGACACAAAAGCACUUCAGUGAUUUCAAGUCAAGAUAUGCAACCUUCGUGCAAUAUGAUCCCAGGUUUCUUCAUCUUAAAGCAUAUAUGUACUUAAUAUCCGGGCAGCUGAAGUUAGUGAAAUCUUUUCUGCAAAAGGCUUUGAAAAUUAGCCAGAAUCACGGCAACAAGUUAGAGGAGUGUUGGAUCAGGUUAAGUGAGGAUUCAUGGUUUGGAACGACUGAACCACCUGCAGACCAAUGGCUGGAAACUGUUUUGAAUUUGCCCAGUUGGGAGACUGCAGCACAGAUGGAUGUAAAUCUGCUGUCUAAAUCAAAAUACCUUUUGCCUGGCUUAAGAGAUUCUUACAAUGCAUGUUAAGGAU
Molecule: messenger RNA, 4945 nt
Organism: Polyodon spathula (Mississippi paddlefish)
Lineage: Eukaryota; Metazoa; Chordata; Actinopteri; Acipenseriformes; Polyodontidae
Product: adenylate cyclase type 10-like
Exons: 32
Coding region: 1-4941 (1646 amino acids)
Biological process (GO): cyclic nucleotide biosynthetic process; intracellular signal transduction
Cellular component (GO): cytoplasm
Molecular function (GO): adenylate cyclase activity; protein binding
Source: RefSeq, a predicted model, not a curated record